AAACGUCAUAAACGGAAGAUUAUAAAGGAAAUAAUUAAUUCGGAGUAUAACGUGAAACGUAUCACGAUAUGUAUUUAUAUACGUUAUAAUUUUUUCUUGGAAAUAUAUUGAAAAAUUAGCGAGGCAUAUAUCUGUAGAUAAAUCUAGCACGGCGUAGAAUAAAUUUUCUCUUAGAUUUUAACUUCAAAAUUAUGACAGUCGUGAGAUAACAUGGAUUUUAAAGAAUUUUGCUAUAAUUGUGGUAAAAUUUUACAAGGAGAGGGUCAGAUAUGUAUCUGACGGAUUUUAAAAGACUCGAUAUUAAGAUUUACAGUUUGAUGUUGCAAAAGUAAUAUAUAAUACUCAAAUGUCAAUGGAUCAAAAAAUUGAAGCUAUCAGAUUUUAAAGUUUGGAAUGAUUACACGCGCGAUAAAUAUUACAGCAAAUGAUCGAAGAGCAUCAUAGAAUCGAUCUAAUCAUAACGCCCAAGUGCCAAUUCUUUCAAAUUUACAGUUCUUAUUAAACAGUAUAAUAUUUAAGAAAUAAUUUAAUGAGUUUGUAUUUAAUGUGUUUCUAAAUAAUUAACAUUAUUUUAUUUUUAUUUUCUAAAUUUAAAAUGUGUUUCUUGGUUAUACAAAAGUAUGUGAAGCAAAGCUGUAUACUGUAAGAACACGAUAACAAAAUAAAUAUUGCUCUGGGAAAAAAAAGACGGUUAAGCAAACCAUUUUGGGGCCCACGAUUAGUAAUCGGAUUAUUUGGAUUACUCGUAACCCAAAUUUUACGUAACCUCGUAUUUGGAUUAGAAAUACGUCAUAAGAAUAAUGACGUCAGAGGAAUAGUAUUAGUUAAAAAACCUAAAGAAUGAUUUAAGCAAAUGUAAAUGUCGGUUAUGAGAAGACGUUUCGAGUCUUUCAAACAGUUUUAUCAUCGAACAUUGUAGUUGCAGUAAAUCCACAUCUCAAUUAGACAACGAUGAUGAGCGCAUUCAGCAACCUCAUUUAAGGAGUACGUAAAUAAAGAUACCAACUAUUACGCAUAAUUGUAAAAUAGAUAUGUCGGUAAUAUGAAAACGGGAAUUGAUAAUUCCGAAAUAAGUAUAUAUUUAAUCUGAAAUCAUGGUUACGGAUCCCUGAUUUUGAAUAGUUAAGUUGAAAUCAGAAAUUGUAACUCAAACUUUUUCAUAAGACACAUUUUGAAUUAACAAUCGUAAUUCAACUUUACUAUCUUAAUUUUUAAAUUUUACAUUCAUAAAUUUAAGUAAUAGAAAUAAUGUAAAUUUUAAUUUAUUUAAUCAAGUUAUGUAGGUUAUAAAUAUAGGUUAAGGUAAUCACAUUUUUGUAAGAUGAUUAACUCAACCUUCCAUCGACAACUACCAAUUGUGAAUACGUAAUUAAGAUUUAGAGUGACAAUCGUCUUUGUCUAUGACGUCAUACUUCUUUCUUAAGCGAGAUUUCUAAUUAGCCCCGCGUAACGAAAAAUUUCAAUUAGCUAUUCUACACAGAGAGAACUGUUUCUUUGAAUUUAAUAUAUGUAUUUGUUUGAAUUAUAUUUGUUUCACUGGAAAAAAUUUAUUUCUUACAAAAUAUUGAUUGUUUCGUUACAUUAAAUCAUAUUGUUUGGCGGAAUAAUCACUAUUAUUUGAAACAAUUUAAUUAAAAUAUUUAAUUUAAAUAAAAACAUUAUUUGAUUCAAUAAGAUUUAAUCUUAUAUGGUCGCAGCAGCCGCGAUGUAGUUCGCGGACCGCCACUAGGCGACGAUGCACGUGACACCUUGCUCGUAAUACAAUUUACACUUCAAAGGCUAUAUAAGCAGACCACCCAGGAUGACAAAAAAUGCAUCAACCUAUGACAUCGUAGUGAGCUCUUUGGGCCUACGUAUUUUUUAUUACAUCUUAAAGAUACAUCUUAGUUGUCAUGGCUAAAUUUUAGUUUCGAUAACGAAUAUUUUUUUUGCAUGUAGUAGUAAUCACCUAUUCGGUCACGAGCUUCUGUCUCCUUGAAAGAAAAAUAUGUGCUCAAAUAGUGUUUUAUCGUUGAAUAACACUAGAAUUUGAAUCAAAGAAAAAACUAAAUUCUUUCAAAAAAUAUUUUAUUUAAAAGAAACAAUUACUUUGUUUAAAAUCCAAACAAUUGUAUUUGUUAGUUCAAACAUCAGUUUCAUUGGCGUAUACCAAUGAACAAAUUUGUUUGACUUAAAGAAAAUUUAUUAAAUCCAAAGAAACUUUUCUCUCUGUGUAUCUAUUUAAAAAAUGUUUAAGUUAUUCUAGUCAAGUCUUUCAAUUAGUUCUGUGGAUUUCCAGUUGCGCAAAAGUAAUUUUUACUUAAGGGGCACUAAUCAGAAUGUUAAGCUGCUUAACUAUAAACAAAACGGUCAAAAUUUUUCCCACAGUGAGAAGAGAUUGUCAGUUGAUCUCAAACAACAAAGAAGAAAAUAAUCCCAUGACUCCAUUUUCCUCUUUUCAUUGACACUUGAAUGUUGCAUAUUAUUUUUACCACAUUAAAUUCUAUAUCUUAAUGCCUUUUCUAACUUGUAUCUUCUCUUAUUAAUAAAAUCUGGUUAAAUUUUAAUAUAAUCAAAAUUUAUUUUAAGCGCAUAGCUAAAAUUUUGUAAAGUCCACCCUCUCAGAAAGGAUUUCUGAUACCAAGACAAAAAUACUCGUGACAUAUUUAAUCUAAUAAUCUUAUUGCAACCUCAUGUAGUAUAAAAAUAAAACAAGAUUAAGAUUAAAUCAGAAGUUUCUAUCUUCAGAUCUGUUCUUCAAUCUAGAUGAAUAUCAUAAGAUUGUCACAAAUUUACUAAAUCAUUCUAAGGAAAUUAAUAAGAGCAUCAAAGGUUAUUUUAUUCUAGAUUUAAGAACUUUUUAUUUAAGAAUAAAAUAUUCCUUCUUCGAUAAUAAAUAUGAUUGGCGCUACACCGAUCCUAUUUCAUGAUGGAUCGAAGAGUAAUAACAUUAGGUCCAGAAAUCUUUUCUGUGGUCGUGCACUUCCCACGACUGCCACGAUUUCGAGGGGUGAGUUCCAAAAAGAAAUUCUCCUCCGUGAGAAUCGCUACGGUGCCGCGGAUAGUGCGCGUGCGACCGGAUUCGGAAUUAUUAUCUCGAGAGCGUCACGUCGCUACGGAAGAAGUCCUUCGCGCGAUAAGGACAAGGAGCGAUCACGCCGAGCGGCGACUGGAGGCAAUUCUCGCGUGAAAACGUGGACGAUGUCACACUGUCGCGGGAGAGGGGGGGGGGGGGAGUCAUCGCCGCUGCCGCCGCCGCCGCCGCCGCCGCCGCCGCCACCACCACCGCUGUCUGGCGAGAAGGGAGGCACGAGGACGUCAUCAUCCUCGGCCGGCUGGAGGUGGCGGCACGCAAAUUUAGAUUUCAGUCGGUGUCCGCGACUCACGCGCGGUACGAGUUUCGACCCAGUCGGUCGCCGCGAACCCGAAGCGGAGUCGGGAACAGCUGAUUGGGCCGGGGGCUUCGUCGUGGUGUACCGCAGUUACGGAGGUGUUCUUCGAAAUCAACGUUUCUCCUUCUGCAAAUCGCCAAAAAAAAAAAAAAAAAAAGAAAAACAAAGAUCGUCCCUCGAAUCCCGUUUCACAUUCGGAGCGACAACGUGACGCACGUAGGAGGCACACGAGUGAUGCGACGCUCGACCUCGAGCAUGGGCGCGAUUCACGUCUACGGGAGACUUGACGUCGCGUUGAGAGAUUAUGCUCCUCCGAGGCUCAUCCCCGUGGAAUGAGGUGGACGUGCGCGGCGAUACGACCCUCGAAAUCGCUCGAGCGGCCUUGCCGCUCCGAACGGGCGCGAGCGGGUUUCGAAAGUCGGGAUUUUUCCUAGCCCUCGCCGUGCCCUUCCCCCCCUCCGUCGCAGUCGCCGUCGUGGCCACCGUUGUCGUCUCGGGCCUUUCUCUCAUACGUCUUGCGAUAGCAGUUUCUCCGCGGCGCGGCCUUCUCGUCCGAGUCCUGGACGGAGCAAAGUUUAACGAUUUGCCGACGAGGACGACGACGACGACGGCGGCGGCGGCAGCGGCGGCAGAGAGGUGGACGUAGCGUCCGGUCGAAUCGAUUCUCCUCGUAGCCGGAAGCUCGAGCGAAGAAAGAGCAACUUGAACGGAAGUCCCGGUCGCGCGCCGGAUCGGGGAAGAUGGGUGUUCUCCUGUUGCCGGACGGUAUCACGUCGCAAUCGGUGAUGAUACAAUCGCGCGCGAGUUUGAACGCCGUCGACGUCGUCGCCGAGGCGAACAACAACGUGAGCGGCCUGGCGGACGCGAAUGAUCCGCCGCCGCCGGCGGCGGCGGCGCCGACGCGAGUCAUCGGUAUACUCGACAUCGUCAACGGCGUCGAACCGCCGCCGCACAGGAGCGAUUGGACGCCACCCCCGCCGAAGAAAAAGUGGAUACGUCACUACCUGCUUGAAGAAGAACCGUUGGAGAAUAGCAGAAUGGGUCUUUCGAUAGCUUCCAGAGGUACUUCUGUGGUCUCCAGCACGCGAGUUACGCCGUCGUCAACCGGGUCGAACUCCGUUCAGCUGACUGCGCUCCAUUCCAUGUCUCAUCACCAUCCUCAUCAACAGCAACAACAACAACAGCAACAGCAGCCGCAACAGCAACAUCAGCAGCAGCAGCAACAUCAGCAGCAGCAUCACCAUAGCGAUCAUCAUAACACUCAUAAUCAUUAUAUGGAGAAUCACAAUCCGAAUCAAUCCCAACAGAGUAUGGGCAAUCUCGUUGUCGAUGUCGAAACGAGUCAACACGACAAUAAGAAACAACGGACCGGAACAUGUGUACUUCGGUCUGGUACCAGGGAAGUACAUAACAAGCUGGAGAAAAAUCGAAGAGCGCAUCUGAAGGAGUGUUUUGAACUUUUAAAGAGGCAACUACCAUCACAAGACGAAAAAAAGUGUUCAAAUCUCUCUAUUCUCCAUGCGGCGAACAAAUAUAUACAGGCACUGCGAAAGAAAGAACGAGAUUACGAGCAUGAGAUGGAGAGACUUGCGAGAGAAAAAAUCGCGGCCCAGCAGAGAUUGGUAGCUUUGAAGAAAGAGCUCAAUGCAAGUUGGGAUCAUAUCGACAUCAAUUCUCUUUUGUUGGAACAGAAUCCUGGAGCGGAUGUAUCAGCUGCCAAAAAUGAAAGUAGGGAGGUUGACGUUACUGGACUCUCACGGGGUGGCACGAGGUACAGCAGCACGAGUAGUCUGAACAGCGUAACGACGGCCAGUUCCCCACAAACAUUGCAGUCCACUAGCACGACCUCCAAUAUUCAUAAUCAAGCUGUGACCGCAGCUGCGGGUGUCGUUUGUCAAACGCAAGAUAUGAAUCUUACUCCACGAAGCUCCAGGGAGAGUCCACCCGCAAAUUCAACUGCUGGAACGGCAUCCGCGCCUAGCAUUUCUACUCCAACGCAAGAAAAGGUUACUACGUCGCCCACCACAAGUAUAGUGCAACAGCCGCAUCAACUGCACUUGCCGAUCGGCACCCAAGUGUUAAAUAGUCAGGGUAUUGCAACCAUCGUACCAGCCCUGCAACACAUCGGGCCAGGACUCAGGGUAAUACCAGGUGAUACGCGGCAACUUUUGGUCACUCAUACUACUGGCAACAAUGAGUCCAGGCCUCUAACGUUGGCGGUGCAGAAUUCUUCGGAUCAGUCCAGGCCGCCGCUGAUCGCCGUGCAAUCAAACACUGGAAACGAAUCAAGGCCCGUUGCUCUGGUCGUUCACUCGUCUACCGCCAAUGACAGAGUGACGUUUGUGCACUCUAAUCUGUCCAACAAUGACAGGCCUUUGGCUCUAGCCGUGCAGUCGUCUGCGAAUGACGUUAGACCCGUCACUUUCGUACACUCGGGGAACGAGGGUCGAUCAUUGGUCCUCGCUACACAUUCACCAGCGCUGAAUGUAUCGAAUGCCCAGACGAGAAUAAGAACAGGAGAUGCGCAGAACACGCAUAAGAUGGUCGGUGGCGUAACACUCGUUGGUGGUAAUGGCUCAGAAUUGGCUAGACUUCCUGGUGGCGCCGAACUGAACAUACUUCCAGCAAAUGGAUUGACUUUAAGUCAUGGAGUGUCACUUCAAACUACCGCGGGCAAGCCAGCCUCGACAAUGAUGCAGAACUCUCCGUCCACAGAGAGUAUAGCUCACAUCGUCGGCCAGCAUGCGCCUCUUUCCGGUCUGACACCGAUUGUUACACCAAUGACUGUUGUGUCUCAAGGUAACCAGGUAACUGCUCAUAUCUUGGCGCCAUCAAGUCUCGCGGGGAAGAUGAUCACCACUCCGAUUCUCAAGUCUGUGGGACAAAUGCCGCUUGUGAACGCUCAGUAUCUUAACACCACGACUUUAGUGAAACCGGUCGUCGUGGUGAGCUCACCGUCAACAUCGGCAGUGUCCUCGACGACGGCAGCGACGACUUCCAAUACGCAACCUUCUUCGACCUCAAAUUCGACCGUCUGACAGAAUCAAGGGAAGGCAAAAUUAAUCUGAUCGCGCUGGAAUAUCAAAAUACAGUUUGCUGGUGUUUCGAGUAAAUCUUUACAUUUGUUCGAAGUAAAUUUGUCUUUUAUUAUCUAUUGGAAUUGCCUAGAUAUGUUAGUGAUGAGUUAUCGAACGAUUUAAGUUCGAAACAUCUUAUGACAGGCAGCAGAUAUCGUUGAAAGAAUCUUACGCGAGAAAAAUUUUCGUCUAUUGCACCAUUUCUAACAUUAAAGUGGUCUUGCAUUUUGAAAUUUUGUUUGUGUUCUAUAAGGACUAACAUUUUUUAAAAUACGAGCUCUUCCGCAAUGUGAAUCGACUGAAAAAAGUGAGAAAAAGUCCUUGCUCAAUAUGUACGAUAUAAAUUGUGCACAAUUGAUUGAUUGAUUUUAUUAAGGAAGAAUAGUUUGUCACGUAAAUUAAACACAAAGUUUAAAUAAUUAAUUUAUGACAAUAGCCCAAGCGUCAAGAAUGAAAAAGCUUUUGUGUUAGCAUGUUAACAAAUUAAUGCUUUUAAAAUUUUUAAGACUUUUGGUCUUGUAAGCUAUUCGGAUCAUUGUUUUGUCAUAUUCUCGAUUGGGAAUUCUUUCGUUGGUGCUUACCUUGAAAAGUAAUUUUUUUAAGUUGUUUUAUGUUUGCUUUGCGUGAGUCCUGAAUAUUAUGGUCUAAGAAUGAAAUAAAAGAAAGCUUGACUUGCAAUAGAACAAAUUUUUGCAUAACUUUUAAAUUGCUUGACUAUGUUUUGUGAGGCCCAUAAAUUGACAAGUUUCAGUAUGUCUUAUUACUGUUGAAAAAGUAUCACGAGAAAUGAUAAUGAUUGUCUACUUAGAAUGAUAUUAAAUUAAAGUAAAGCUUUACAAAUAACAUGGAAUGGAUUUCAUUGUUCAGUGAAUGGAGGUCGAAAAAUUGAAAAUUAUAAUGAGUUCUAUAUUUCAACUAAAACGGCUGUGGAGAACGGAUAUUGAACUCUAUAAGAGGGUCUGUCUGUCUCAUUUCGACAAUUCAAUCGCAAGAUGGAUUAAAUCUUGUUAAAUUGAUAAUAAAAGUUAUUUGCAAUGGCAACAAAUGAUGUAGGUUUGUAAUGAUACAUAUUAAGUAUUUAUUCCUUUAUAUUUAUUAUAUGUUUAUAUGCGUAUUAUACAAAUGGCUAUCGCGCUUCUUACAAAUCACAUAAUUGCAAUGCGCUAUGACCAUACUAAUUUCUUUAUGUUUAAAAAUUUUGUCACAUGAAAGGAUUCAGAAGUAUAUAUUUUAAGUCGUCGUCAUCAUUGUCAUUUCGUGAAUACGUGCACAUUGUUUCAUGUGCAACGCUCCAUGCUUUUAUAAAUAUGUUCAUUUCUGUAUAAUGCGAUCUUUUUGCAUAAUAACCGAACGUGGCUGGAAUAGAAUAGAAAGGAACCGAUAAUGCUCACAAUUGUUUUUGAAAAGUUCGAACGAUUGCACGCAUUUAUCGAGAUGUCUAUCACGCUAUUUUUCAUUAUUUUCUGUGUGUACGAGAAUCGUCCGAUAAAUAAGAUGCAAAUCAAAAUUGUACAAAUAAAAAAUUUUGAUAUCUAUAACCUACUUGUUUGGCUCGAUACGAUUUAUUGGAGAGUGGGGAAGAAAUAACAAAUGAUGAAUUGUUUUAUUGGAAAAUAUUUCACAUUUAAAUUUCGAUGUUAUUUUAAUCUGUAUCUUAUUUCAUUCGUCGAGCUAUUUCUUGUACGUUCGCUCCUAUUGUAAACUCGUAUUGUAUGCUUCUGUUUGGUAUCUUAGUGAUGAGAUCGUCAACAGUGACCACCAGAACAACGAAUUCGGAAUUUCAGAUACAGUGUUUUUUAUGUGAGACCACCAUGUUGCAAUUCUCAAUGCAUGGUGUUUACGAUCGAAAUACCUUUUCGACGUGACUCAAUGCGUAAUGUAUCACUAUUUACUGUUUCUUUGCACGUGCAAUUGUUAACGGUCUCUCUCCUCCUUUUGGAUACCAGUUUAUGCGUAUUAUUAGUGCUGCUAAUCCUUACAUAUCUGCGUAACACACAAACAACACUUGCUUUUGUAUUCUUUAAAUUAUUUAAUUGCAAAUAUUUAAUUGAUAUCAUUAGCGGUUUGAGUUAAGGAUAUAAAUGCGUGCCUUAACACCUGGCUAACAAAAUCACAUAAAUCAUCCCGAUUGAUGAUAUUGUUCAAUAUUUUAAGGCAGACAGAUACUUUGCUAACUCGAUGAGAAAUUCAAUGUAAGACAAAUUUUUUUAUGCUGUUUUAUGCUGUAAAUUACUCUAUGUUAAUCAAUCUGUACAGAUUUUUUUUUCAAAUCUUAAGUCGUUAUACUGUACUGUAAGUACAUGAAUCUCCCGAGUUUUCGUUUAAUCUCGAUGUCACUGGCGUCUCAAUAGAAAAUGGGAGAAGUUAAUCAGUUGAAUUUUAUGUGUUUAAUAAAAAUUAAUUGUAUCACACAAUGCGUCUCGGUGUUCAGGACGUAACGGAAAAAUUCAAUUUGCAAUAAUGACCAAGAAACUGGGCGGAAGCUUGGUUCGAGCUAAAUCUAUUGCAUCAAUCGCUGAAUAAUCAUUAAUUGACUGUUUAAGAAAAAAAAUUAAAAUAACAAGACUUUAUAAUGAUAAAUUGCAAAUUAAUUUAUUUUUAAAUCCAAUUUUCCUGGAUUUAAUUGAAAUAUCACUUUUUUAUUUGAAAAUGUAAUUAAAUAGAAUUAUUUUUAUUUAUUUAUUGACUGGUUUAACUUUUUAUUCUCGUUAACUGAUGUGGUGAUCCGACCCUACUAGUGAGAGAAGAGUUCUGUUGAAUUAUUUUUGAUGCAGAUACUUUUAUUCAACGAAAUCGAGUUGUGCAAAUAAUUGUACCGCAUGCCCUGACACACACACACACACACACACACACACACAUACACAUACAUACAUACACACAUACACACACACGAGACUCGAAGUUCUGAGCGGGACUGGACAGAAAAAGGUAAAAAAAAAAAAGAAGAGCGAUACUUCGCCGUCAGCCGUUUAUUAACCGCGACUGAAACUUCUGUUGGUUAAUUAUUUAAGCGAUGUAAUAGCCUCAUGUAAAUAAUAAUUUCGUUAGCUGAGAUAACCAAACACGGGUCGAGGCGAAAGGUUUGCGCGAUAGGGAAAAAACUAAAGAUAGUAUAGCACUGAGCACUCAAGCUAAACGAAUGAUGUGAACAAUGUGAUAUAAGCGAUAAAUGAAAGAUUAAUUAGCACAGUAGCGUUUAAGGAGAAAAAAAUCAACUAUUAAAUCGUUUACGGUGUAGAUAGACGCUGGUAAUUAUCAUUUUACUAAUAUCCUUAAAAAAAGAGGGAAUGUCAAAAAAUUGAAUUGUACAUAGCAAAUACGAGAAAAAACAGCAAGAUGGGUGAUUGAGAAGAAAAAAGAGGGGGAAUUGUAAGAUAUUGUAUAAAUAUAUUGAAUAUGAGAAAGAGGGAAGAGACGGAAGGAAAAAGCGAGAACGAACUAAUACAACGUGAUGGACGUGAUGCCGGAUGUAAUGCUCGUGUCAGUGAUGAAAACCACAUAAUAGAGUUUAUGAACUGUAUUUGAAUGGCAACGUGGAGAAUAAGUGUGCGUGAGAAUACAUGUUCACAGAAAAAUUUUAAUAUUAAGUUGACAAUCAAAAUUGUUUCGCACAUAAGCAAGAGUGUAAAAUUUUCUUUAAAGAAUUUAAUAAUCUUAAACGUAAUUUGCUUACAUGAAAUUUUGUAUAAUUUCAACGAGAAAAAUAUAUUUAUCUUUAUUCAAUAAUUUUCAUGAAUUGAGAAGGAAAAAAUAUUGUAUAGAAAGUGACGAAUAUCUUCGAACUGAGAAUUAAAAUUUUUUAAUAUUAUUAUCAAAAUUAUUUUACUCUUUAAAUAUUAUAAGUAUUAUAAUAUUAAAAUAAAAUAGAAUAUUUUGUUGAAAUUUGAGCUUAUCAAAUUUUUUAAGAAGGAUUUUAUAUUCUUACAAGCAGGGAAAAAUUUUGAGAGAUUCUGAAUAACAAAAGGUAGUGAUAAAAUAAAAAUUAAGAAUUACAAAAUUGCGAUUAAGGCCAAUAUUCAUAAUCAAGUCUUAUGUCUGAGAUCAUCUUAAGUACUUGAGCUCGUCAACCAAUCAGAGCAUUUUAAGACAUUACUUGAGACAUUUUUGAAAUAAGAUUUGAAUACCGGUCUAAGACUUUGUUGUUUAAUUAUAAAUGUUUAAGUAUUUGUGUGUCUUAGACACUUUUUACAUAAACAUUUACAUAUUUAUAAUUAAAAAAUAAAGCUUCUUAAUCGCAUUUUUUUAAAUUCUUGUAUCAUUUUCAAAUAAUUCAAAUAAUUGAUUGAAUUUUCUCCCAUUUGUUACCGAAUAUCAUGUAAACAACACAAUGAUUGUUGAUUUGACAUUAAUUUUUUGUCUGUUGGAAGACUGUGUGUGUGAAAAAAAUGUGUAGUAAAAGAAAACGUUAUUAUUGUUGUAGUCUAUAUCGAAUUUUGUUAUAUGCCUCUCGACUAAUGUGAGAAACGACGAUACGUCUUAUGACGCGAUUUGUUGUAUGUAAGAAGAGAGUAACGUGGAGCAAAAUAAAUGAAUGCUAUGUGUGCGAGUGAAGGAAAGCGUGAGAGAACGGAUGGCAAGCGUCGUCGAAGAGAUAAUCGUUCUCUUUGUGACAUUUUUUGUUAAAGAAAAAAAUACGAGAAGGAAAAGUGUGCGAUGAAAUUCAAUACAGUCUAUUACAAUAAAGAUUAAAAUGUGA
Monomorium pharaonis (pharaoh ant) is the source of this 11144-nucleotide messenger RNA. RefSeq names its product max-binding protein MNT. NCBI's taxonomy places the organism in Eukaryota, Metazoa, Arthropoda, Insecta, Hymenoptera, Formicidae. The record is from RefSeq and is a predicted model, not a curated record. Gene Ontology annotation, molecular function: RNA polymerase II cis-regulatory region sequence-specific DNA binding; DNA-binding transcription factor activity, RNA polymerase II-specific; protein dimerization activity. The coding region runs from base 4112 to 6409 and encodes 765 amino acids. The transcript is spliced from 8 exons. Gene Ontology annotation, biological process: regulation of transcription by RNA polymerase II.